This is a messenger RNA of Mycena indigotica, 672 nucleotides long. Its product is annotated as MICOS complex subunit. Gene Ontology annotation, cellular component: mitochondrial crista junction; MICOS complex. The record is from RefSeq and is a predicted model, not a curated record. The transcript has 4 exons. Bases 1 to 672 code for a protein of 223 amino acids. NCBI's taxonomy places the organism in Eukaryota, Fungi, Basidiomycota, Agaricomycetes, Agaricales, Mycenaceae. Gene Ontology annotation, biological process: cristae formation.
AUGUCGGGCUCCGGGACCCCAUCCCCAUCCAAGCUGUCGAUAUAUCCCGACUCGCCCCGAGACACGCUUCUGCUCGACACGCCCUCUGCUUUAGAGCACCAUAUCCGCGCUGCUCGUCUCGCAGCCACCGGCCAAGUCAACGCCGCCCACGAGCAGGUGCAAGGGCUUGUUUCGCGAUGGAUUGGGGUAGAAAACAGGGUCGAAACUAGAAUCAAGUCCCUGCUCCCGGCCGAUGAGCGCCUCGUGCCUGGGAUACUCUAUGUCGGCGUCGCGUUCCUCUCCGGCGCCAUUCUCGCCCGCCACCGCUCACUCCCACUCCGUGUUAUCCUCCCACCAACAUUUGGAGUGGCUGCCGCCACACAUUUCAAUCCCAAACUCACAUCUAACAUUCGCCGGUAUGCUUCCGACCUCGAGGACGAGUACACUCCGGGGCUCGCUCACACCCACGAGAUCGGGAAGGCGCAUACGGCUAUGGGCUGGGAGAUGCUGAAGGAGCGGGUAAAGUCGGCGAGCGAAACGACCAAGGGCGGCGUUACGGCAGCGCUCCAGAAGGUCCAGGAGACCACGGGGCUGAAGCUCACGGAGGCGUUGGGGGUCGCGAAGGAGGUAGAGAAAAGAGCGGAGACGGUUGUCGAGGAAAAACUGGAGGAGGUCAAGGAAAGGCUGGUUUAA